This is a messenger RNA of Heterocephalus glaber (naked mole-rat), 4619 nucleotides long. It is a transcript of the gene Kcnj10, whose product is annotated as potassium inwardly rectifying channel subfamily J member 10. Gene Ontology annotation, molecular function: inward rectifier potassium channel activity. NCBI's taxonomy places the organism in Eukaryota, Metazoa, Chordata, Mammalia, Rodentia, Bathyergidae. Gene Ontology annotation, cellular component: plasma membrane. Gene Ontology annotation, biological process: regulation of monoatomic ion transmembrane transport; potassium ion import across plasma membrane. The record is from RefSeq and is a predicted model, not a curated record.
GCUCCUGCGCUGCAGAGGGAGGGGGCGGCCCGGCCCGGCCCAGCUCUGUCCCCCGCCGGCCCGACCCCGGCCCCAUCCCCAGGACAAGCCCUUAUCUGAUCCCGGCUCCGGGUUUAAGAGUCCUGGCUUUGCCGGUCGCGCGGCUCUGCUCCUCACUCCUGCCCUCCCCGUCCGUCAUCUGUCCCGCUGUCCCGUUCGAGUGGCCACUCCACCUUGGGACCCAAGGUGCAAGCCCUCCCUUGUCACUAGCCAACAUGCCUUCAAGAUGACUGGUGAGAAAGUGUUUAGAGAAGAGGUCUUCCACUGGGAUCUUGUCAGUCUCUCUUCUCUGAAGUUGGGAUCUCCACCAGGGCCCUGGGAGCCCCAAAGAAUGACAUCGGUUGCCAAGGUCUAUUACAGCCAGACCACUCAGACAGAAAGCCGGCCCAUAAUGGGCCCAGGAAUAAGGCGGCGGAGAGUCCUGACGAAAGAUGGCCGAAGCAACGUGAGAAUGGAGCAUAUUGCUGACAAGCGCUUCCUCUACCUCAAGGACCUAUGGACAACUUUCAUUGACAUGCAGUGGCGUUACAAGCUUCUGCUCUUCUCUGCAACCUUUGCAGGCACCUGGUUCCUCUUUGGUGUGGUGUGGUACCUCGUAGCUGUGGCCCAUGGGGACCUGUUAGAGCUGGGUCCCCCUGCCAACCACACCCCUUGUGUGGUACAGGUGCACACACUCACUGGAGCGUUCCUCUUCUCCCUUGAAUCCCAGACCACCAUUGGCUAUGGCUUCCGUUACAUCAGUGAGGAGUGCCCUCUGGCCAUCGUGCUUCUCAUUGCUCAACUGGUGCUCACCACCAUUCUGGAGAUUUUCAUCACCGGUACCUUCCUGGCGAAGAUUGCCCGGCCCAAGAAGCGAGCGGAGACCAUCCGUUUCAGCCAGCAUGCAGUUGUAGCCUCCCACAAUGGGAAGCCCUGCCUUAUGAUCCGAGUUGCCAAUAUGCGUAAGAGCCUCCUUAUUGGCUGCCAGGUGACAGGCAAACUGCUUCAGACCCACCAGACCAAGGAGGGUGAGAACAUUCGUCUCAACCAGGUCAAUGUGACUUUCCAAGUAGACACGGCUUCCGACAGCCCCUUCCUCAUUCUCCCCCUGACUUUCUACCAUGUGGUGGAUGAGACCAGUCCCUUGAAAGACCUUCCUCUUCGCAGUGGUGAGGGUGACUUUGAGCUGGUGUUGAUUCUAAGUGGGACAGUGGAGUCCACCAGUGCCACCUGCCAGGUGCGCACUUCCUACCUGCCGGAGGAAAUCCUUUGGGGCUACGAGUUCACACCUGCCAUCUCACUGUCAGCGAGUGGCAAAUACAUAGCAGACUUCAGUCUUUUUGACCAAGUUGUGAAAGUGGCCCCUCCUAGUGGCCUUCGUGAUAGCACUGUACGCUACGGAGACCCUGAAAAGCUCAAGUUGGAGAAGUCAUUAAGGGAGCAAGCUGAGAAGGAGGGCAGUGCCCUUAGUGUGCGCAUCAGCAACGUUUGAUGCCUUCUGCCCACCUCCCAAGCCCUCUGUUCUCUUCCUCUCUUUUGAUGCCUUGGGCAAGGGACACCACCUGGGUUUGCUGCAGAACCCUGGAAGCACCCAUUUCCAUUCCUCCUUCUUUACCCCGGGGGCCUGUCAGUAGGACAGGCCAACUGGGGUCCAAGUUUUCCUCCUACUGUCCCUUUUCACCUUUCCCUGCUUCUAUCCUAAGGCACACAACUCCCUUAAGCCAGGAUGGGGGAAGGAGAGAGAAGAUUAGGCUGAAGUGGCUUAGAUGGCCUCAGCCAUGUUUGGAGAUUCACAUUAAGAGGACCAUGUGGUUGGAUGGCUAGACCCCCCCACACACCAGAAAGUUCGGAGACUUGAGGCUAGAAGCCCCCUGUCUCUAUGUUUCCAUCUAGCAGGUUCCCUAAGGCAAGACUCUCUUUGAUGGUUGCUUUGUGGUCUGUACCCUCAGAAAUAUAAGAAUCUAAAAUCAUUUUAUUUGGAGGUCACUACCAACCCCUGUUGAAAGAAACCAGGGCUUGUCAUAGUGUAUUUAAUUUUCGCUGGUAACUCCUGACCAUAAUCCGGGCCGUUGGUCACCACCAGUUUUUCCUUUCUAGUUUUCAAAUGGAGCCUCCAGUAUACAUAAUUCUUCCAUAGCUUCUGUUCUCAGAGAAUUGGGAUGGACCUGAGAAACAGACACGAACUCAUAAUAAUCACACCAACACCUGCCCUGGAUUCUGAAUGCUUCAGUUUUUGAACUGUUGUCUAAAGCUUUGAACCUAUCCUAACCUAUCCCAGGCAGCCCUGGGAAGAUUUGCUUCCCUCUGUUCUGUGAAUGAGAGAACCCUAGCCAAUGUUCCCAUGUAUAAGUUUAGAGUCUGGGGCCCCCAAAAAGGACUGAAAAUGAUAUUCCAGAUCACGUGGCUCUUCUUCCUUUCCCACCCGGUGCAGACCCCUCUUUUAGAGAAAGGGAAAAUACAAGGGCUUCCCUCUCUUAACAUUGAUGGGUAACUAAAACCAGAUCUAACAGGGCACAGACUCCCCAGAAAAGUCAAACCAAUCCACCAAGAGGGAUGGGCACAUCCUCAGAUUUCCAGGCUGAUGUACAGAAGUUGUGUUACUUUGUUAAGGUUUGGGCUGGCAGCCACUAUUUUGUUACACCUCCUGGUUCCCUUCUGAAAAGUGCCAGUUACGUCAUUAGACAAUGCUGGGAGGGGAGAAAAUUAUAUCUCCUGAUCAAAUAACCAUGGUCACCCUCAGCCAUUCCUAAGACUUUACAUACAGUGAUGAAGGUCAGUGUUGUCUUUACUCUCCUCUGCCAUGGAAUAGUUUUAGGCAAGUUUAAAAGAUAGUUUAAGAGGGGCCGGGGAUGUAGCUCAGUGGCACAGCCCCUGUCUGGCAAGCUCGAGGUCCUGAGUUCAAUUCCCAGUAUCAAAAGAUACUUCAAGAGAUAAGGCUAAGGUCAGUCCUUGUUCCCAGUGGGGACUGCAGUACAAGUCAAGGAAGGUCAUAUGGGUAGCAGAAUUUCCUCUAAAGCCCCAAAUCCCAUGCGUACUCUCUGGUCUCACUUAGGUACAAAGGAACCCUCACAAAGUGGUCUGGCAUAAAAUCCCUGUAUGAAUCUUAUUUAAGGUAGACUCAAGUUUUACAAGUUACACACCUGGACCGAAUGUAUACAUGCAUCUACAUGCAGAGAAACUCACAAAAUUUUGAGACUGGACUUACUUCAACCAUGCAGUCCUCUUACAUUGAUCUCUCCUUGAACUUAACUAACUGUAUCUUGAAAACGAAGAUCCUUCAGUCUCUGCUCACUAUAAGCACCACCAUUACUCUCCAGGUCUCAUAAAAACAAGAAUGAGAAAAACUUGAAAAUCUGAAAGAACAGAAGGCAAAGAGCCAGCCUUUGCACUGUCAACUUUAUUCACAUUAGACUUACCUGAUUUCUUUCAGUGUAUAAGCACAGAAUGUACUGCAGUGCGUGUGUGUGUGUGUGUGUGUGUGUGUGUGUGUGUGCGCAUGCACAUGCGGAUGGGUGUGUGUAGACCUCUUCUUAUCCACUGGCAAUUUGACCUCUAUCUGAUUUCUUCUGCACACUGCUGCUUCCCUCCUGAAGGAAUUAUUCUCUUCCUUUUCCCUGCUGUCUAUUCUAAGACCCCAGAUUUUUUAUAUUCCUGGAUAACAAUGUAAGUAGAGAACAAUUCCGAUUCAACCUUUAAAAAAAACUCCUACAAUCCCAAGCUUUGUUCUAAGUUGCACUUUAAAUCAUAUUGUACUGUUAAUAAAAUGUGGCAUCUUCUCCAAAAUACCCCUUGUUCCCCAGGGAACAACUCCUCCUACCCCAAUCCUAGUUCUUUAGACUACAGCCUAUCUCCUCUGAUUUGGAAUUCUCUUUCAGACUUGGGACGAGCUUUGAAGGCAGUCAAGUCUGGUGAGAAAUGCGCUAUAGACUUGGAAUGUCAGGAGGAGCUGUAGACACAGAUGUUAAGUGGAGAGAUUUCAGAAUGUAGGCAAAACAACUGGUGGGGAAGAGUACCAGAUCGUGAGUAUGAGAAAGAAAAGGACUGGGACUCAGUGAAAUCAAUGAAACCCUUGAGUCUUACUUGGGCUGGCAAAUAAAAUAUGGGUGGAGGCUUGUGGAAUAAAUAUAAUGAUACAUAUAAAAGGUUUAUCUAAAGAGAAAAACAGAUAAUAUAUAUAUAGAGAUAUGUAUAAAGAUGUAUAUAAACCCAAAUACACUGAAUGUACAGAAAGGAAGUAUUCAGAGACUUUAGCAGUGAGGAUAUGUAUUUUGCCCUGGUUCCAGGGGUAGAACACCCAGAUUUUCAGACUUACAACCAAUGAUCCUGGUUUUAACUUGGAAGUGAGAUAGCUGAUGGAUUUUAGUUUUGAUGGUGGGAAAAGGAGGGAUGGAAGCAUCUCUUCAGAAAUAAUCAAGGCUUCUGAUGAAUCUGUGCUGCUCAUAGGACCAGGAAGAGAGGAGCUGGAAAGUAACGGAGAAGAUAUUCUAUCCACGGAAAUCUAGGAAAACUACUACUUAUACUGCGUGUCCUGAUCCCCAGCAGCAUCCUGCCACUGUAGCACCUAAAUAAAUAAAUUCACCUUUCUGUUUUCCUCUCUUGAA